AUGGUUCUGUUUGUAGAAGGUGCGAUUGCCUUCUUACUACUGGUGAAGAUUGGUCCUUUAAGGGAGCUUGUAAUAAAGAGCUUGGACCAGCUUAAAUUAGGGAAAUGUCCUGCCACUGUGAAAACCAUCGCUGGAACCAUGUCUGUGAUACUCUUGUCGAAUCUGAUGAAUAUCGUCAAGAUCCAGAACAAGGGUUCGAAAAUCGGGACAAUGUCUCCUAUGGAUCAAGUCCUCUGGAGAACACACUUGCUCGAGGCUUCUCUAAUUGGUGUUGUGCUGUUUCUCGGCUUUAUAAUUGACCGGACACACCAUUACCUCGAAAAGCUAAUCUCUUUAAGAAGCAAUGUCGGGUCAUCGAAAGGAGAACUCGAACAACUUAGGAAAGAGAGAACAGAGUUGAAGGAGAAAGAAGAGAAGACUUCCAAGGAAAUCAAGGAGCUGAAAGAAAAACUGUCAUUUGUUUCAGAGAAUCUGAAGAAAGCAGAGAGAGAAGCCGAAGAGAAAGGAGCUAAGCUCGAAAUAGCUGAAGCUCAUGUUACAGAUCUUCAAAAGCAAUCUUCAGAGCUCUUGUUGGAGUAUGACCGAUUGCUCGAAGACAAUCAGACUCUACAAAGCCACAUCUUGGUUGGAACAAAAAAUAUGAACUGA
Molecule: messenger RNA, 648 nt
Organism: Microthlaspi erraticum
Lineage: Eukaryota; Viridiplantae; Streptophyta; Magnoliopsida; Brassicales; Brassicaceae
Source: the annotation of a GenBank genome assembly